CAAUCGAGUGAGCCCAUAUCUUUUUCUCUCUCUUUAUUUUUCUCUCUCUUUGCCCUUAUUCUGGUGGGCAUUCAUUCAUUCUUCUGCUCCAAUUCCUGCACCCAAACCAAACCAAACCCUUCUAUCCACUCACCAUGCCUCUUCCUCUCUUCCCCACACCCACUCUCAUCAUUCCCAUCAUCACCGACCUCGCCGUUUUUAUCACUCCCCUAUGGAUUGCAGUCAUCGUCGGAGUCAUCCUGGGCUGGGCCUGGAAGCCCAAAUGGGCUUUCGACCCAAAACACGCUCUCCAAAAGCUUCGACCCCCUCGCUCCCCCAAUCCCCCACACCACACUGCAUUCACCUACCCCACCACCACUACUGCCGCCACCGCCGCCGCCCGCGUCAAAGACGCCGGCGGGAAUGCGGUCGUCACGGAACACGAUUUGCUGCACUUGUGGAAGUUGGUUGAGGAGAAAGACGGAGGCCCCGCGUGGAAUCAGAUGAUGGACCGUUCUACCCCCACCAUGCGUUACCAAGCAUGGCGUAGGGAUCCUGAGAGUGGACCGCCGCAGUACCGGAGCAGGACGGUGUUCGAGGACGCGAGUCCCGAGUUGGUGAGGGAUUUCUUUUGGGACGACGAGUUUCGGUUGAAGUGGGAUGACAUGCUUAUACACGCUUCGACUAUACAAGAGUGUGCUCUCACUGGAGCCAUGAUGGUGCAUUGGGUGCGCAAGUUUCCCUUUUUUUGCAGUGACAGAGAGUAUAUCAUAGGGAGGCGAAUUUGGGACGCUGGCCAAAUUUACUACUGUGUCACAAAGGGAGUACCUUGCCCCUCCAUGCCAAGGCAUAACAAACCUAAACGAGUUGAUUUAUAUUAUUCAAGCUGGUGUAUUCGUCCAGUUAAAUCAAGGAAAGAUGGCCAGCUGACUUCAUGUGAAGUAUUAUUGUUUCAUCACGAAGAUAUGGGCAUACCCUGGGAAAUCGCCAAGCUUGGAGUUCGACAGGGUAUGUGGGGAGCUGUCAAGAAGUUUGAUCCUGGACUACGAACAUAUGAGAAACAAAGGACUUCUGGUGUACCAUUAUCACCCUGUGCUCGUGCUGCUAACAUCAACACUAAAAUCAGUAUGGACUACCUUAGUUCUCUGGAAAACACGACCACCGAUUUGUUGGAGAUUGAAAAUGAAGAUUCUUCUGACAAACCAGUUGGGAGAAACAUACCUAAGCUUCUAAUUGUUGGUGGAGCCAUUGCUCUUGCCUGCACUCUUGAUCAAGGACUACUAACUAAGGCAGUUAUAUUUGGAGUAGCCCGAAGGUUUGCGAAAAUGGGAAGGAGAUUGUGACAUAUUAUGCUUUUUGCUUUCAGAAAUGGCCGGCGAAUUCCCUCUUGCAGUGGAAUAAGGAAUUGAGAUGUUACCUCUUGCUUUGGAGCUACUACUGUUUAUUGUGGAUCUAGUUGGCAGCCAUGGUUGAAGAGGAUGGUAUUAUUCUUUCUUCAUUUGUUUGAUCUUGGAGGCAGCUUUUAACUGGAAAUGCGAAAUAGGAACAUUUUACCUUUAUGUCAUUAAAGAUUCUGGAGCUGCAGGAAUAACAUCAAUAUCCAGGUUUUUCUUCAGUUCAUGUCCUUUUAUAAUCACGAUUUUAUAUGUUAAAUGACUAUUAGUUAAUUUAUAA
Messenger RNA from Vigna angularis (adzuki bean), 1653 nucleotides. RefSeq lists its product as uncharacterized. The coding region runs from base 135 to 1322 and encodes 395 amino acids. NCBI's taxonomy places the organism in Eukaryota, Viridiplantae, Streptophyta, Magnoliopsida, Fabales, Fabaceae. The record is from RefSeq and is a predicted model, not a curated record. The transcript is spliced from 5 exons. Gene Ontology annotation, molecular function: lipid binding.